Miscanthus lutarioriparius is the source of this 264-nucleotide messenger RNA. NCBI's taxonomy places the organism in Eukaryota, Viridiplantae, Streptophyta, Magnoliopsida, Poales, Poaceae. The record is from the annotation of a GenBank genome assembly.
AUGGCCGAGGCCGCCGCCUCGUCCGCGCUCCUGGAGCUCACGCUCGUGGGCACGGCACUUGCGCAGAAGCGCGCGUCCAGGAUCCUGGAGAUCCUCCGCGCCGACGAGGGCAAGCAGGUCACAGACGACGUCUCAGGCGUCGUGGCGACGGUGUCGGCGCCGCAGGAGCGCAGGUGCCGCGGGGAGGAGGAGUCGGUGGACGGGGAGUUCGACGACGCCGGCAUGAGCGCCGAGAAGCGCGCCGUGCGGCAGCUGGUUCAGUAG